This is a messenger RNA of Botrytis sinoallii, 1077 nucleotides long. RefSeq lists its product as uncharacterized. NCBI's taxonomy places the organism in Eukaryota, Fungi, Ascomycota, Leotiomycetes, Helotiales, Sclerotiniaceae. The transcript has 4 exons. The record is from RefSeq and is a predicted model, not a curated record. Gene Ontology annotation, biological process: lipid catabolic process. The coding region runs from base 1 to 1077 and encodes 358 amino acids. Gene Ontology annotation, molecular function: triacylglycerol lipase activity.
AUGAGGUUCAUUUUCGCGGCUUUUUGGUACAUUUUCCUUUGGGUUACCACCACAUUUGCAGUCCCGACCAGUGAUCAACUUUUGCAACAUACACUCCCAAUACCUCCCACAGAUGAUCCCUUUUAUGUCCCACCAACAGGACUUGAAAACUCUCAGCCGGGCACGAUCUUACGCAGCAGAUCAAUAGACGAUCUUUCAAUUGGAGGUGUCAUGCCAUUCCAAGUCAAGGCCGCAUAUCAACUUCUCUAUAGAACGACUGAUAGUUUGAGGGAUGCAUCAGCAGCAGUCACAACAAUCAUUGUGCCCAAAACGCGAACUCAUCGAGGGUGGAUAGUCAAUCUUCCUGAUUACGAGGGUCUUCAAUCAGCCUUCACUUCCGGUAUACAAGCUGGUCAAGCGACUCUUGAUUCUGUUCGUGCGGCUCUGUCAUCUGGGGAUUUGACUAGCAUUUCAUCUCAAGCCGAAAACUUCAACCUUCCUACGCAACCAGAGCUUAACUUCAAGGGAACUGCUUUGGGUGGCCUUGUACCGAAUAUUACAUCUGUGAUGCUCUCCUCUAACAAAGGUCUCUUCACCGGUUUGAUUCCCGCUGGAGUUAUCGGUCUCACCAAUGGUUACCCAGAAUUAAAAGAAUAUCUCCUAAAAAACCUUGUCCCAUCAACGGCUUCUAAAUUUUACAAAGCAUCACUCAAUGAUGUCCUGGCCAUCACUGGACAAAUGGGUAUAUAUGGGACCCCAAAAAUGCCCAUAUUUCUCUAUAAGGCGAUCGGUGAUGAGGUUUCGAAAGUCGAGGAUACAGAUGCUGUUGUCAGCAAGCUUUGUUCUCAAGGAGCUAAUAUCAAAUAUGCUCGUGAUAUGUUUGGGGGGCAUGCUACUGAAGCAAUCACUGGCGCGGGUGAUGCGUUUACGUUUCUUAUCGACAGGUUUAAUGGGGUUCCUAUCGCAUCUGGAUGCACGAUAAAUAAUGUCUGGACCAUUACUUUUAAUCCUAGGGCUAUUACAGCACUGGGGCCUACGAUUGCCGCUGCAUUGUUAGCGUUGCUGCAAGUCCCUGUUGGCCCUUCGGAUAUGUUUUAA